Molecule: messenger RNA, 616 nt
Organism: Eleginops maclovinus (Patagonian blennie)
Lineage: Eukaryota; Metazoa; Chordata; Actinopteri; Perciformes; Eleginopidae
Gene: pmchl
Product: pro-melanin-concentrating hormone, like
Exons: 1
Coding region: 63-470 (135 amino acids)
Biological process (GO): behavior; chemical synaptic transmission
Molecular function (GO): melanin-concentrating hormone activity; type 1 melanin-concentrating hormone receptor binding
Source: RefSeq, a predicted model, not a curated record
GAACUCCAGAAAGAAACUCACCCUUCAAGCCAAAGCUUUGCACCUCCAGGAAGAUCUUCGCCAUGAGACAGUCACUCAUGUCAGUCAUCUUCGCCUCAGCGCUCUUGUUCGAGUGCUAUGCCCUGUCGAUUGCGUUACCUAUGGGCAAGAUGGACGACGGCUCCCUUGAGCAGGAUGCUUUCGCUUCACUGCUGAGCGACGAGGUGACAGACAACAGUCUUGGCGACUCAGAUCUGGCCACUGCGGGCAAAACCAAAGGGCCGAGAAUUAUCAUCAUCGGCAGUCCGAGCCUCUGGAGGGAACUGCAGUCGAUGCACGGCGGACUGACCCUCUACAAGCGGAGAGCUGACGACAACGGCCAGGUAAUCGAGCAUAGAGUAGCCGGCCAGGACCUGAACAUCCCCAUCCUGAGGAGGGACACCAUGAGGUGCAUGGUGGGACGGGUGUACCGACCAUGCUGGGAAGAAUAGGACAUUUUACUCUGCUUCUCUAGGCGCCAAAUCAGAAGACAACCACAAUAUCUUUUCCUGCCUCACACUGAUUGUAACAUAGCCAAAAAUGUAUGUAUCUAUAUUUAAACUACUGCAGAUCUGAGAAUUAAAAACCCUGAACUCUG